GAGGGCUUCAGCGAUCUUCCUUACUCUGGAAGCUUCAAUGGUUUGCUGUUGGUUGGAUAGAUCCUGACAAUAAAUAUUGCACAAAGAUUGAUGCUUCUGGGAAUGCAAAGUUGCAAACCCGCAAUGAAAACCCAAGUUUGCUACUUUGGUGGAUGACUCAAUUCUCCAAGAUAUGGCGCUGCACGUUGAAGUGUACAGUAGAGAGUCCAUUUCCGCGGAGAAAGGCUUCAGGGUACUGCAACUAUUGUCUUGAAAGUUUUGCCACUGUUGGAAGGGUUUGAUGAUUUAAAAGCCGCUGUUUCUAGUUGAGGGACUGAUCUGCUACAGAACGAUGAGUACAGGGGCUGAUAUGCCCUUUUUGACAAGAAUUUUAGCAAAGGCUGCGUUUAGUUGCGGGUAUAAAGGUAUAUGACAGAAAAAGUCAAGGCGAUUGUUCCAGACUCCGUCGGUCUUUGUUGAGAAAGAAAGAGAAAGCAAAGAAAAUGGGGAAGCAGCCGGUGAGGAUGAAGGCUGUUGUCUACGCUUUAUCGCCCUUCCAGCAGAAGAUAAUGACAGGCCUUUGGAAGGAUCUGCCGGGGAAGAUCCACCACAAGGUCUCCGAGAACUGGAUUAGCGCCACCCUCCUCCUCACUCCUCUCAUCAGCACCUACACGUACGUGCAGCAUUAUCAGGAAAAGGAAAAGUUGGCGCAUAGGUAUUGAAAGUCAGUAGAUGUGUCCCCAUCUUAUGGGAAAGAUUUUACUUUUCAUAAUUUAGGUGUACCUUUGAUGCUUGUGCCUCCUGGUGAACUGUGUUCUUGAGUUAGACUGGUUUUAGUCUUAGUCACCCUGUUUGUUUUGAUUCUUGGGUUAUGAAUCCCGAACGGCAAUAUUGUUUUUGUUGAAAUAAAUUUGUGGGCACUUAGGAAUUUGAAAUGGCAUUUUUAUGACUGCCUAUUUGGAGAAGCUCCACCAUAUCCGUGCAACCAAUCGUGUGAAUUGGAUCAUUGGCAUUGUUUAAAAAAGCUUGAGGUUGUUA
Rubroshorea leprosula is the source of this 1017-nucleotide messenger RNA. Lineage: Eukaryota; Viridiplantae; Streptophyta; Magnoliopsida; Malvales; Dipterocarpaceae. The record is from the annotation of a GenBank genome assembly.